AAAAGAGAAAAGAAAUAAAAUACACUCUUUCUCUCUCUCACACUGUUAUUGGUAGCUUUUUCUGUUUUCUCUGGACUUUCUCCCAAAACAAACAAAACCCAAAGAAAGGGCACCAAAACCAACAUCCCCAAACUGGUAAGUGAAAAGAAAGUAGUAGUAAACACCGUCAACCAAUCCCUACCCCUUCAUUUCUUUCCCUCUGAUUGGUGGGAAUUUUUCUCUCUUUUUCUCUGUUGGUUUGGAUCUGGGAAAAUUCUUCUCUCUUUCCUUUAACUAGGGUUUCUCUCUGAUUCCUCUCUAAAUUUGGUAAAAUGUCUCCAGUGUCACCCUCCACAUGUCCCUCUUUCGCUUUUAGUUAGCAACCCAUUUCUUCUCUUUAUAUGCUGGUUUGUUCCCUGUGUUAAAACUAGCAGAAAGAUUCAGAAAAGACUGAUCUUUUCUUCGUUGUUUAGCUCUUUAUCGUUUAUUACUUGAGUAAAGAAAAUGGCUAGAGAGAAGAUUCAGAUCAAGAAGAUCGAUAACGCCACCGCGAGGCAGGUAACAUUUUCCAAACGCCGAAGAGGGCUUUUCAAAAAAGCUGAGGAGCUUUCCGUCCUCUGCGAUGCUGAUGUUGCUCUUAUCAUCUUCUCCUCCACUGGCAAGCUCUUUGAGUACUGCAGCUCCAGCAUGAAGGAAAUACUAGAAAGGCAUAACUUACACUCAAAGAAUCUUGAGAAGCUGGAGCAGCCAUCUCUUGAGUUGCAGCUGGUAGAGAACAGCAACCGCUCCAGGUUAAGCAAGGAGGUUGCAGAGAAAAGCCAUCAACUAAGACAAAUGAGGGGAGAAGAGCUCCAAGGAUUAAACAUAGAACAGUUGCAGCAGCUAGAAAAGUCUCUUGAGGUUGGAUUAAGCCGUGUGAUUGAAAAGAAGGGAGAGAAAAUUAUGAAUGAAAUCAGUGAACUUCAAACAAAGGGAAGGAAAUUAAUGGAAGAGAAUGAACGGCUACGACAAGAAGUCAUGGAGAUAUCCAACUGCCGAAAACAGACCAUUGCUGAUUCAGAGAAUGUGGUUUAUGAGGAAGGGCAGUCUUCAGAGUCUGUAACCAAUGUCUGCAACUCUAAUGGCCCCCCACAUGACUAUGAAAGCUCCGACACAUCACUCAAGUUGGGGUUACCAUAUAAUGGCUAAAUGGGGAAGCUCAAAGGAGAAUGUUGAUCUACAAAUGAAGAGAGAACCAUAGUUUUUAUAGUUAAAAAGUGACUUUUUAUGUUGUUGGGUAUAAAUUUGUAUUCCUAACCUCACUGCUUUACUGCACUGUUACCGUGGACAUGAAGCCACUGUACGCUGUUAUUAAGAAGCUUCUAUUUAUAUGUAUAAAUUCACCUUCUCUUAGCGAAAUUUGGAAGGUGGAUUCUAUAUUUCCAAGA
Messenger RNA from Manihot esculenta (cassava), 1406 nucleotides. Its product is annotated as MADS-box protein SVP. The transcript has 8 exons. The record is from RefSeq and is a predicted model, not a curated record. Gene Ontology annotation, cellular component: nucleus. Gene Ontology annotation, biological process: positive regulation of transcription by RNA polymerase II. Bases 484 to 1167 code for a protein of 227 amino acids. NCBI's taxonomy places the organism in Eukaryota, Viridiplantae, Streptophyta, Magnoliopsida, Malpighiales, Euphorbiaceae. Gene Ontology annotation, molecular function: DNA-binding transcription factor activity, RNA polymerase II-specific; RNA polymerase II cis-regulatory region sequence-specific DNA binding; protein dimerization activity.